Messenger RNA from Paramecium primaurelia, 637 nucleotides. The record is from the annotation of a GenBank genome assembly. Lineage: Eukaryota; Ciliophora; Oligohymenophorea; Peniculida; Parameciidae.
AUGAAUUUAUCUUAAGAAUAAUGGGAAUACCUUAAGGAAUUAAACGAUGAAGUCUGGAUGAAAUAUAGCUAUAUUGGGAUUCCAAUACAAAUUGUGAUGAUCAUUUACAAAAUCCUAUAUCCUAUUUAUUGGCAAGAGGUGAAAAGAGUAGAUCAAUUUCCAUCACUUUUAUAGGGUAUUAUACGAUGAACCCUUUAGAUAAGUUAAUUAGACCAUUCAUUUUUUAUGGGCCAAUUUAUUACUUAUUUGACAUUAUAAUAAAAGUGGGAAGUGGUAAAGCAUUUGCAUCAGCAUGCAGUAUAUCAUUCUUCUCACAUCAUGUGAUAACUUCGAUCUUUUUACCAUUAGCUGUCUAUAGUAAGCAUGUACCUUGGUUUUUCAUUGUAUCUAUACUAAUAUAUCUAUAUAUAGAGCACAGGUUUAUUUCAUGCUAUUUUGCUAUGUUUUAAACAUAGUUAUUUAUAGUAUAUAUAUCUAGUGGCAGUUUUAUUAUAUCAUUAUGGGAUAUUGUAGCCCCCAUUCAAAAAGUAAAAAAUUUAUUAUAAAUAGUAUGAUUUAAUACAAAUUGUUAAAUGUAGGAACAAUCUUGCUAUAUCUAACAAUUAUAGCAUUGUGGUUAAAUGGUUGUUCUCAUUGA